Molecule: messenger RNA, 806 nt
Organism: Nezara viridula (southern green stink bug)
Lineage: Eukaryota; Metazoa; Arthropoda; Insecta; Hemiptera; Pentatomidae
Source: the annotation of a GenBank genome assembly
GAGCUGGUUGAUGUAGCUGUCAUGUCGUUAUUUUCAACUAAUAGUCUUAAUUUUGGUACAUCGUUGCCUUCGGUCGAUUGUAAAGUUUAUUUUACACCCCCUAAUGGAGAAGAAGAAAUUCGUUGUAUUCAACUAAACGGUUUUUCCCGUUGCGAUUUUGUUCAUCUUAGAUUUAGAAUCAUUGACCUUUUUCCAAUUUUGAGAGACCACGAUUUUGUAUUGCAUUGGAAAGAUGAAGAAGGCGACAAAAUCAAAAUUAGUUCAAAUGAAGAUCUUUUAAUUCUUUUAAAUCGAGGUAGCUUUCGUGCGAAGAAGAUAUAUGUUACAUUAACAGAACAGAAAGGUUAUCCUUCGAUCAACAUACUGAAUAGUGGGCCUGUUGUACAUAAUGGAGUGACUUGCGAUGGGUGCCAACAGAAUCCCUUACAGGGCUAUAGGUACAAGUGCAUAGUGUGCCCUGAUUUUGAUUUAUGCAUCAAUUGUGAAAAAUCAGAGAAAAUUCACUCCCAUCAUCCCAUGAUAAGGUUUCCUGUGCCGUUGACAAGUGAAACAUUUUUCAGCAAUGAAUAUGAAAGUAUAAGAAAUAAUGUAAAUGGCAUCUUACAAAUGUUUACUUGAAAAAUGCUGAGAUAGAAUGGGGAAAGAAAAUGUGCAAGAUUUGUAACAACAUAAUGAAGUCAAGAAUAUCAAGUUCCAGGGAUUGAUUUUGGAAUUUCUAAGUAAAAAAAUAUAAAAUAAAAUGGUUUUACAAUCUUUAUUUACUUCUAAUGUAUUAUUAUAUGGUUUCAAUAAAUUUUUAUUUUUUA